UCAUCUCAUCUGGCCCCGCUUUAUCCUGCCUUUCCAUUAACCCGUCAUCCUACCUCGACUUCAUUCUUACCUCCUCUUCCCUUUCACUCCUCUCUUUCAUGGCGGUUCCUCAGUGCAGUGGGGCUGUCCUACUUUCGGCAACUGUGCAGGAUGUAGGGGAAGCAGAAGAGCAGUGCCAGAUGUAUUCAUCCACUGGGUGAGAAUAACCUGGAGAAUGUCUUAAGCAUCAGUCUCAUCGCAGCAAUGACAGAGGACCUGCUCCACCUCCACCUGCAGUAUCCAGACAUGAAGAUCAUCUUCUCUGGCAUCACCCAGUGGAGCAGGUGGAAGGCUGGUGUCAAAGAAGCUGGGUCUUCAGAAUGGUAGCAGGGUAUGACAACGUGUCUAAGGACAGCAGCAUUAGACAACAGGCAUGGAAGCGGAGGGCACUGCAGAGCCAGCUUUUGUGGACGUGGACCAGGGCUUGACUUUGGCCUACAUCGCCUUCCUCUGCCUGCUGCUGUUGGCCAUGAUCAUCCGCUGUGCCAAGGUCAUAAUGGACCCAUACAGUGCAAUCCCUACCUCCACAUGGGAGGAACAGCUCUUAGAUGACUAACAUGUGGGCAGCCACCCAUGACAAGACCAGCAAUGUUCCAACCUAGAAAAAGGAAGGUUCUUCAUGGGUUCUGUAUUGUGGUAGUGCAAUCCAUUCCAUUCCACAGGCUGUAAAUGACAAGCAAGUAAAGUUAUAAAUCAACGUAAGUAUAAUUCCUUCAGCAUAAGUUUAGAGAAUUUCAGUUUUUCUAAAGUGCUGACGCACUUAAGGGUUCCAGUCUUUGAGACAGAAGAUAUUUUAUUUAGAAGGGAUUCUGUCUGCCAAGAAAGCCAUUGAUGGGGUGAUACAAUCCCCCAAAAAAGCACAUAAACUUGGUUAUUUGUACCUAGAGAUGUCUUCACGAGCCCUGUGGCAACCAUACAUUCCUGUUGGCCGAACAAACACAAUCAGUAAAAGUAACUGGACAGCAGCCUUGACUGACUGCACUUUCCCUUUGCUUUGUGGAAUUGCAAAUUGGCAGAGAAUGACAUAGGUCACAAAACUUAUAAGGUACCUAGGAAAUAUCAACGGGCUUUGCAUUUACAACUUGUGUGGAUGUGGAAAAUAAUAUAAAAACUAUGUGUCAAUUUUCUAGUUAUGGGGAGUCACAUUGUUGAGUUUCUGCUUUCUGUGGCUCUGAAGGAGUUUUGUCAAGAUUGGGGAGAGACUACAACCUUGAGAUGACAACUUUAUCACAGAACCCACUGGUGUUUUUCAUGGAGGAUGGAAACAUCAAAAGACAUUGCUAAAUUACAUUAAGGGAAGCGUAAAAUCCCAGGAGUUUAAGAUUCAUCCUCAUGAGGGUUUAAGGCAGGAUAUGGGCUUCUGUACUUUAGGAGCUCCUAAACCUAUGGAGGCAGAAUACCAAAUCUCUGGAGUGUCCUUUUAAUUAUGCAGAGAGGCCUUUGUGUAUUCAUUUCACUGCAAGACACAAAUGCAGAUUUUGUAUGUUUUAUGAAUACUUUUGAUGGGUAUUUGCUUGAAACGCGAUCUCUGACUAUGCCCAGUGAGCAAUAUUGCUCGGACAGUCUGUAGGCAUUUAGCCUUUACAGUAGCAGUUAUGCCUGGUUAUGUUGUACUGCCACCGCAUGUCUUCUCCCAUUGCUGAGCAAAAUGUACACAAAUGCACACAAACAAAACUAUAAGGCAGGCAUCAAAUGCUAGCAGUGUUAUGGCUCAGGUUUGUAAAACACCCAGACAAGACUACUUAAUUCCUAAUUCUGCCUUAUUUGCUUUGGUUGUCUCAGUUUUUAGUUUUAAAAAAGCCUGAUGUUCUUGUUGCUUCUAAUUGCAUCUGUGCCUGACUUGUGUAUCUCCAUUGACAGUAUUUAUCUUUUUUGAAAUAAUUGCCAGUUGCAUGGUAUGAAGUGCCUAUGCUUACAGUAAACAGCAGAACUAUGUAGUACAACGCUAAGUCCCUUUAUCUUAAAUUCCUUGGAAAAAUGAACAUUUGGAUGUAAAAACAGCACACUGUGUUUCUCCCCAUGCAGAAGAGUUUAAUAAUUCUGCUUCUCAUUCAUAGCAUUCUUUUCGAUGUCUCACUAUGGGAUAUGCCCCUUGUGUUUAUCUCAUUACGCCAAUCUUGAUUGGCUGAUGAUCACCACACCUGCAUCAGGUGGAGCCACCUACCCUUAAGUAGCCUGCACUACCAUGCAGCAUCACUCCAAUUCCUCUUCUCUCUUCCUCUUUGUGUAGCAAAUCUCAACUUUGUAUGUGCUAGCUAGCUUAACUGUUCAUAGAUUGGAGCUAACUUGGCUAAUGCUCUGUUGCCAAAUGCUAAGUGCCACACCUGCGACCAUCCAGCCUUCACCAUAGCCUGGAGAGUCAACCAGCCACGCCAGCUUUGCUUAUGGAAGAUGUACUGGAGUUGGAUUAUGAGGAUGAUGACAAGGAUACCUUGGAACUCCUCAUAUCUGAGGAGGAUGAGCGUGAGGACGAUGUCCUCGUCCUGUGCACUCAGUUUGCCAUACCAGGCGCUGUGGCUGCCCUCGGACAAGGAGGGAGGCACGCCCACUUUCCUCUCCACCAGCAUGGAUGUUCAGCUGAACAUCCCUUGGUGUAAUAACGGAGAACACCAAAUCCUGCAUGCCCCCAGUGGAGCCGUGAACCCUACACUGCCAUCCAAAGCAAACUGCUUCCAGUCCACCAUGACGGAGUGAGCUUACAGGGCAGCAGCGCUGACUGUCAGGGCGCUGAACAUCUUCUCCAUGUUCACAGCAUAGUAAGCGGAGCUAUGUGAGGAUAUGAUGACCAAGCCUGACCCAGCGAUGUGGGAUAAGAAAACCGUGAUAAUGGACAUCUGCCUCCACGCACAGCGCUGUGUGGUCCAAGCAGGUACAUCUCUGGGAAUGAUGGUGUUGCAGGAAAGAGCCAGGUGGCUCAACCUGACCAACCUACCUUACAGAGAGAAGGAGGACAUUUUGAACAUGCCAUUCAUACCAUGGCAUUUUUGGCUCUGCUCUCACCUCAAUGCAGCAGCGUUAUGAGGCAAAAAAGGAGGACAACGCUCUCCAGCUCUGUCUCCCUCGCUAAGCCAAGCCCACACCUGCCCCAGCCCCACAACAGACUUUUGCACAGGCUACGACAUGAUCUCCAUUGUCUCAGUUCAAAAUCCUGAAACAGCCUAAAGCCCAUCCUGCCCCUAGUGCUUCACCCAGACUGGAGGUGAAGACUGGCUGGUCCAGAAAUGCCUCCCGCGAUGACAGCAGCUCUGCCGGUACAGACCACGCAGACCGCCAGUCAGCAAGCCAGGAAGAAGAAGAGGUCUCCCCUCUUCCCACCACUGCUGGUGCUGUCUGUUCCUAUUCACCAGCCCCACCGCUUCUCUUCCACAUCCCAGGUCCUGUAGGCCCCUGCAGACUCAUUCUACAUGUGGCCUGACUGCAUCCUGGGCCCUGCGUAAAGAGGUCUCAGUUCAGGAGAUUUGUGAAGCAGCAAGCUGGUCUUCACCUCUCACUUUUGUCCUCUUUUAUAAGCUGGACGUCUCUGCUCUGAGCCUGGCUCUUGCAGUACUGGGCCCCCUUAGAGCAGAGGGCCGUUCCUUGAGUGCUGGUGGUUGAUCUGAGAUAAACGUGUCUGGCAAUACGGGAGUUUCCAUAUCAUAUAGUGAGACAUCGAAACGAAUGCUAGGAAUGAGAACAAUAACUUACUUACGUAACCCUGGUUCUCACAGUAGCAUGAGUGCGAUGUCUCACCAGACAGCCCUUCUUGCUUGGCAAAGUGAGAAGAGGUGCUUAUUUGAGUGGUGCUGCAUGGUAGCACAGCCUACUUAAGGGCAGGUGGUGAUCACCAGCCAGUCUGGAUUGGGGUAAUGAGAUAAAUGCCUCUGAGGCAUAGGCAGGGGGCCUAUUACAUAGUGAGACAUCUCACUCAUGCUACCCUGAGAACUGGGAUUAUGCAAGUAACCGAUAGUUUUUAUUUUCCUGGGAUCUCGGAUAUCUUGAAAACAGUAAAGGUGGUCACAGGGGUCAGUUUGGAAGACAGCUUUUUACUGACAUAACUAUGGGGAGGUUAUGAAAUAACUGUUAAUUAAGCUGUAUGAGGCAAAGCACCUGACACAGUCUAGUACAACAGUGAGGAACAUCCAUCAGAUAGGACAGAAUGACAUUCUGGCUCUCCUGUCUUUUCUCUGCUAUUUUUGUUCUCUGUGUAUUUUUAGCUUGAGCAACUCUCUAUUCUAAAGCUUGAAAUUCAUCAAGAAUGUCUAUAAAUGUCUAUGUUUACUGGCAGUUCACAUAUAAUCAACCUUUAUUUAAUUUGACCUAUUUACACUGUGUUCCAAGUUAUUAUGCAUAUGCUGUUUUUGUUCAUUUUUCCUAAACAGUAAAUACAAAUGACAGUCGGUCCAAUUUUUUUACUCCUCAACUAUUAUAUUGUAAUCAGGAUUUUCUUAAACAAAACUUUAGAUGAUGACAACAGUAUUUGUUUUUAAAUAUCUCAAAAUGCAGAGUUCCAAAUUAUUAAGCACAAUAGAGUUUGAAAGCAUUCAAAAGAUUAUAAAGAAUUGAAAAUGGAAAUCCAUUAUAUUUUCUGUAUUAGGGGAUAUUUUUUCUCAAAAUAAAUGCUCUUUCAGUCAAAAACAUCUUUAAAGGUCAAGUUACAUGUUAACAUAGGAGCCCUUCUUGGAUGUCACCUUCACAACUCUCCUAUUCAUUGAACUUGUGUGUCCAUGUAUAGUUUCUGCCUGGAUUUAAUUUGCGUAUGCCUUCCAGAAGUUUAGUGUUGACAAACAACAAAACUAGCUGUGGCAAACUGUGGUAAGAAAUGACUCUGCUGAUCAGUGGUGGUUAAUAAAGGCAGUGGACGAUGGCUGCUGGCAAAUACUAUGAAUGUAAACUGCACAUUAAAAAUUUGCUCUGGAAGAUUGCAAAGAAAGAAUAUAAAACAGAUUUGCUCCUGUGUGGCAGUAAAUUUUGCAAGGGGCAAACCUGUCAUCAUCAGGCAGCAGCCUCAUGACAUCAGAGGGCAGAAAUGAAGAGAAAAAUAUGCAUUUAAACAUUUUUCUGCAUAUUGUGGUCAAAUUUAGAUGUACAUAUGCAAGUGCUAAAUUUAUUAAAGUAUAAAGAACCACCACAAAGCAAACUCACCUGUUUAGAACAUGUGAUUCUGUCACAGAAAGACGAUGGAAAUUUUAUUCAGUACUUAUCCAUGAGGAACAAUUUGCAAACCAUGAGGCUUUUUUCAUCAACUGCCUUCUUCUUCUAAGCUAAAUGGUACAAAAAUGUAAAUCUUCUAAUAGUCAAGGGCAUAUUGUGCACAUUCAAACAUCCACAGGGCAUUGAAGGUCAAGUUCAAGAUACAUACAGUAUGAUAAUGCUGGUGACUGUACAUUGUGAGAAUGUAAAACAGUGAUCUCAUUUGACUUUACAAUUAAAUUGUGUCCUGUUUCUCUCUUGCCUUUAACCCUGGCUAUUUGCUGGCAGUAUCCUGUGUUCUUCAUCUCUUUUUCUGUGAAAAGGACUUGCCUCUUUUGUUGAGCAACCUUAUUAGGGCACAGGGCAACAUUUAAAGCAUUCAGUAUGCAUCUUACUUUGUGACUCUUGCUCAUGUCUCUCUGGCAUUUAUGUCUGAGGUGUUUAUUAAUAAAUAAAUGUGUUACUGUUAUACAUAGAAAAGCCAUUUUCAAGUCAAUGUAAUUUUAUUGAUUUAUUUCAUUUCGGGUAAUCUCUGGUUUUGAACUUUUGGUCAGCUUGGGCUUUUGUAUGGAGUUUGUUACAUGUUGUUGCUCUGCCUAUGUGGGCUUUCUCUAUGUCUCUAGCUUUCUCCCACAAGCCAAAGACAUGCAUGGUAGGUUGACUGGUGAUUCUAAAUUGGGGGAGUUUGAGCAUGCAUGUUUGGUUGUGUUCUUGUGUGAGCCCUGUGAGGGACAGACUCCAACACCCUGCAGUCCUCUGCAGGAUAAAGUGGGAAUAGCUGGUGGAUGAAUUCAAGCAGUGUUUAGGUAUUAGUGUAUUGCUAGAAAGGUCAAUUUUAGACUUAUCUGCUUAAUGUGGAUAUCCUCUAAUAUACACAUUCUGUAUAUUUAGAUUUUUAAAAAACAAAAAACAUCAGAAUAAUUGUUCUAUUGAAACACUUUGAAUGGACUUGAAACAACAACAGAGC
Molecule: messenger RNA, 6175 nt
Organism: Amphiprion ocellaris (clown anemonefish)
Lineage: Eukaryota; Metazoa; Chordata; Actinopteri; Pomacentridae
Product: cortexin domain-containing 1 protein-like
Exons: 3
Coding region: 413-595 (60 amino acids)
Source: RefSeq, a predicted model, not a curated record